Messenger RNA from Babesia bigemina, 306 nucleotides. RefSeq lists its product as hypothetical. The record is from RefSeq and is a predicted model, not a curated record. Lineage: Eukaryota; Apicomplexa; Aconoidasida; Piroplasmida; Babesiidae. The coding region runs from base 1 to 306 and encodes 101 amino acids. The transcript is spliced from 3 exons.
AUGGGAAAGCACGAUGUGACUCACAAUGGGAUCUUGUGUACCAGGAAUGAGACGAAGAUGUGCGAAAUUGAGUUAGUGACGGAAGUCAGUGGCAUAGGCUCCAAGACGAUUUGUUCUAACGUCAUGACUAUGCGGAAGCUGAACCUUGUACAUAAGAGUGUUUGUAAAGAUUUAGAGGGUUAUCUAGUCAACUGGCUUGCCGUGUUUUGGGGUGGGCCUAAUGCUCCUAACAGGUGUUUACAAAGACAUGACACUGACAAUCAAAUACUUAGUAUGGAAAUGAUUGCUGGGGUCUAUAAAAUAUAG